AUGCCUCAAUUCAUCAACUUCGCUCUUUUUGCGGCAGUCCAGCUCGCUGCUACCAUGCCAUCGUCCUCUCCCAAGUCAGCAGAGCUUGAGAAGCGUCAAGGUGCUGACAACAACAUCUACGGCUGCACUGAGUCAGGCUGUACCGAUUGUCCAGUGUCCUUUGGCACAGGCAGUGGCUUCCCUGAAUGCAUCAUCUACGACACUGCGCAGCUCCGAGACCAAGGCUACCCAGUCGAAGACAACGGCCAAUCGACCAUCUUCUUCGACGUCCCACCGUUGGACAGUGGCUGUCAGGUCAUUGUCCGCACCCCAGUCGUCCCCACAGAGAACGACUGUGGCGGCAACGUUCUCAUCGCCCAAGGCGCUACCUGUGCCCCUGUCCGCGUCGACAACACCUUCAUCACCUUGUUCUGCUGCGGCACAGACGACUGCGCUGGCGCUGGCGCACCUCCCGCCAAGCGCAGCCCCAACCCAGCUGCGAAUGCUUUCGGUGGCAGCGGUGCGAUGUACAUGACUAUGCGCGAUCGCGAUGGGAAUGUCAUUCCUCCACGCAACGCUUCUAGCACUUCCAUCAGCGAGCGAGAUGUCGUGAAGCCGCUCAAGAAGCGGGACUGCGAGUCUUUCACUGUCACCCGCCAACCAUACACUGUGUCUGGCGGCAACAACAUUGUCUCUGAUACCGUGACUUGCAGCCAGACCGAGUCGUGUGAUGCUACUCUGGGAAGCAGCGUCACCGAGACUUGGGGCGUGGAUGUCAGCGUCUCCGUCGGCGACCCCUUCGGCAUCGUCAGUGCCAGCGUCGGUGUCAGCUGGGAACAGUCGAUUGAGCGAUCGUUCUCUGGAACGUUCACCUUUGGCCCUGGCGAGAGGGGAUAUGUGGUGUUCAUUCCACUGCUCACCUGCGUCGAGGGCGCUUUUGAUGGAGACUGCGAGGGUAAUGGCCAGGUUGUGACUGCUUGUGGUCCUACUUCCGCUGGUGGCGAGAUGACGGGCGAUCUCCGCGCUGUGACUAUCAGAGGUUAA
Zasmidium cellare ATCC 36951 is the source of this 1023-nucleotide messenger RNA. RefSeq lists its product as uncharacterized. The record is from RefSeq and is a predicted model, not a curated record. NCBI's taxonomy places the organism in Eukaryota, Fungi, Ascomycota, Dothideomycetes, Mycosphaerellales, Mycosphaerellaceae. Bases 1 to 1023 code for a protein of 340 amino acids. The transcript is spliced from 3 exons.